AUGACUGCGCGCAUCGACGGAUGUCUAGUGGGAACUGAGACCCCUGAUAUUUUUGCCAUUACCGAGGUCAAGCCAGCAUUAGAAGCUGCCGAGAGCACUGAGAUGGUUUCCUGGAUACUGCACGAUGAGGAGCAAGUCCGAAAAACUGCCAUUAACCAAUGUCUCCUUGUCUCGCAAGACAACCAUGAAAUCUGGUUGACGAUUGCGAAAUACAACAAUGAAUAUGUGAUACCUGAAAGACGAACUCCCAGCCCCUAUGCCACAAGUCCCCGUCCUGCGCAAAACCCUGGUUCCCAGGAAUAUUUCUCCUUCAUAAGGAUGCAAGAAUAUGGUCCGUGGAAGAUUCGGAAUAGGUCCCAUAUGCAGGCUUGGCGAGAAUACUUGGUGAUGAUCUUGUCAGGCACCAAAUUGAAAUCAAAUUGA
Penicillium psychrosexuale is the source of this 423-nucleotide messenger RNA. RefSeq lists its product as uncharacterized. NCBI's taxonomy places the organism in Eukaryota, Fungi, Ascomycota, Eurotiomycetes, Eurotiales, Aspergillaceae. The record is from RefSeq and is a predicted model, not a curated record. Bases 1 to 423 code for a protein of 140 amino acids. The transcript is spliced from 3 exons.